This is a messenger RNA of Abrus precatorius (Indian licorice), 3408 nucleotides long. RefSeq names its product heat shock 70 kDa protein 17. Gene Ontology annotation, cellular component: endoplasmic reticulum chaperone complex. Gene Ontology annotation, molecular function: ATP-dependent protein folding chaperone; ATP binding. NCBI's taxonomy places the organism in Eukaryota, Viridiplantae, Streptophyta, Magnoliopsida, Fabales, Fabaceae. The transcript is spliced from 14 exons. Bases 173 to 2845 code for a protein of 890 amino acids. Gene Ontology annotation, biological process: cellular response to hypoxia; negative regulation of hypoxia-induced intrinsic apoptotic signaling pathway; endoplasmic reticulum unfolded protein response. The record is from RefSeq and is a predicted model, not a curated record.
AAGCAAAAGAAGAAAUAUUUACUUCAAUAAUAUUAUUAGUUAAUUAUUAUUAUUAUUAAACCCACUACGACUCGCCGGAGAAAGAAACACACUUUCUUCCGUUUUCCAGAAAACACAUUCAUUCAUUUUCCUUCACUUUCUCGGCGGCCAAACGCCGCAUUCCGUCCAGAAAAUGGCGUGGAAGCUGGCGCUAAUCGUGUUGUCUCUCGCGCUCCUUUUCUCUCCCUCGCAAUCGGCAGUUUUCAGCGUAGAUCUAGGUUCCGAAUGGCUGAAAGUGGCGGUGGUGAACCUGAAGCCCGGUCAGAGCCCGAUCUCGAUAGCGAUCAAUGAGAUGUCGAAGCGGAAAUCACCGGCGCUGGUGUCGUUCCACGACGGCGACCGCCUCCUCGGAGAGGAAGCCGCUGGCCUCGUCGCUCGCUACCCGCAGAAGGUGUAUUCGCAAGUGAGGGACCUCAUAGGGAAACCCUACAGUUCCGCCAAGAGGCUUUUGGACUCAAUGUACUUGCCUUUCGACGUGAAGGAAGAUUCUAGAGGCGGCGUGAGUUUCGUCGUUGACGGAGACGACUCCGUUUAUUCGGCGGAGGAACUGGUAGCCAUGGUGUUGGGUUAUGCGGUGAGUCUCGCGGAGUUUCACUCGAAGAUUCCGAUUAAGGACGCGGUGAUCGCGGUGCCGCCGUAUAUGGGACAAGCUGAACGGAGAGGGUUGGUUCAGGCGGCGCAGUUGGCGGGGAUUAAUGUUCUUUCGCUGAUAAACGAGCAUUCCGGUGCGGCGCUGCAGUACGGGAUCGAUAAGGACUUCUCCAACGAGUCGAGGCAUGUCAUAUUCUAUGACAUGGGUUCCAGCAGUACCUAUGCUGCGCUUGUGUAUUUCUCCGCUUACAAGGGUAAGGAGUACGGGAAGACUGUGUUCAUCAACCAGUUUCAGGUUAAGGAUGUCCGUUGGAACCCAGAGCUAGGUGGUCAGCAUAUGGAAUUGCGAUUGGUGGAGUAUUUUGCUGAUGAGUUCAAUGCUCAAGUUGGUGAUUGUAUAGAUGUGAGGAAAUUUCCCAAGGCUAUGGCUAAAUUGAAGAAACAGGUCAAACGAACAAAAGAAAUUCUCAGUGCUAACACAGCUGCUCCUAUUUCUGUUGAAUCACUUCAUGGUGACGUGGACUUCAGGAGCACAAUAACCCGUGAGAAAUUUGAAGAGCUCUGUGAAGAUAUUUGGGAAAAAUCUCUUUUACCUGUGAAAGAGGUGCUUGAGCAUUCUGGCUUGUCGGUGGAUCAAAUAUAUGCAGUGGAAUUGAUUGGAGGUGCAACCAGAGUGCCAAAAUUACAGGCAAAGCUUCAAGAGUUCCUUGGGAGGAAAGAUCUUGAUAGGCAUCUUGAUGCUGAUGAAGCAAUAGUUCUUGGUGCGGCACUGCAUGCUGCAAAUUUAAGUGAUGGUAUCAAAUUGAACCGCAAACUAGGAAUGAUUGAUGGUUCCUUAUAUGAAUUUGUGGUUGAGUUAAAUGGUCCUGAUCUUUUGAAAGAUGAAAGCUCAAGGCAGUUACUUGUACCACGAAUGAAGAAACUUCCGAGUAAGAUGUUCAGAUCCAUUAAUCAUAACAAAGAUUUUAAAGUUUCCCUAGCAUAUGAAAGUGAACAUCAUUUGCCACCUGGUGUUACCUCUCCUGAAAUUGCUCAAUACCAGAUAUCUGGUUUGACUGAUGCAAGUGAGAGAUACUCGUCUCGGAAUUUGUCAGCCCCCAUCAAGGCAAACAUACAUUUUUCUCUUAGUAGAAGUGGAAUUCUUUCUCUGGAUCGAGCAGAUGCUGUUAUUGAAAUAACUGAGUGGGUGGAGGUUCCUAGGAAGAAUUUGACCAUAGAGAAUUCAACGAUUUCAUCGAAUGUGUCAGAUGAAUCUGCUGCUGGGAACAGUUCUGAGGAAAACAACGGAAGUGUGCAAACUGAUAGUGAGAUUAGCAAGACAGCCAACAAUAGUGCAGAGGAGCAAGCUACUGCUGAGCCUGCUACAGAGAAAAAGCUGAAAAAGCGGACCUUUAGGGUACCAUUAAAGAUUGUUGAGAAGAUGACAGGACCUGGAAUGACUCUUUCAAAAGAUAUUCUUGCUGAAGCCAAACGAAAAUUACAAGCACUAGAUCAAAAAGAUGCAGACAGAAAAAGAACAGCGGAAUUAAAAAAUAAUUUAGAAGGAUAUAUAUACACUACUAAGGAAAAGAUUGAAACUAUUGAGGAGUUUGAAAAAGUUUCAACAAGUGAGGAACGCCAGUCCUUCAUUGAGAAGCUUGAUCAGGUGCAAGACUGGUUAUAUACAGAUGGUGAAGAUGCAAAUGCUACGGAAUUUCAAGAGCGUCUGGAUCAGUUAAAAGCUGUUGGAGAUCCAAUUUUCUUCAGGUUAAAAGAACUUACAGCUCGACCAGCAGCAGUUGAGCUUGCUCAUAAAUACAUUGAUGAAUUGAAACAGAUCGUACAAGAGUGGAAAGCAAACAAGUCUUGGCUUCCACAAGAAAAAGUAGAUGAGGUUAUAAAUGAUGCUGAAAAGUUAAAGAAUUGGUUGGAUGAGAAAGAGGCUGAGCAAAAGAAGACUUCUGGAUUCAAUAAGCCAGCUUUUACAUCUGAAGAGGUACACUUGAAGGUGUUUGACCUGCAGAGCAAGGUUAGCAGUAUUAAUAGAAUUCCUAAGCCCAAGCCUAAGGUUCAGAAGCCUGUUAAGAACGAAACAGAGAGCAGUGGGCAGAAGACCGAUAAUUCCAAUUCUAACUCAACUGAUAGUUCCACGCCAAGUGAUCCUUCAGCUGACAAUUCAGAAGGCCAGAAUGAAGAAACGGUUGUUGAGCAACCCGAAGUUCAUGAUGAGCUAUGAUUAACUGGAGUGCACAUGUAGACCAAGUUUUAAUCAUCUCUACCUACAACAUUUUUAUAGUUAGAGGUUCGAGACUGGUAAUGGUAGAAUGGAUAGAUGAAAAGGAGGCAGUAUCAGCUUUUAGCGAACAGGAUAAUAGAGUUGAGGCAACAUUUCUUGGUUGAGUGCUAAAAUUUUGAGGUUAGAUGGCUAUUACUGUUGUAGAUGAUUAAUUUCCCUUAUCGAUUUGGGGGAGCAAGAUGUAAUUUAAAGCCAUAUGAAAGGUUGUGUUUGCCGAACCACAAUGUGAUAGGGGAAGAAAAAAAACCGGAGAUUGGCUCAAGACAUCAUCCUAUAGAAAUUUUCCUUCAGUUAGCUCAUAUAGUUCUAAACGAUUUCCUUUUCUUCAUAGAAGCAGCAGAUGCAAAAGUUAGUUUGCUAAUAAUGUCAUGCAGCGCAAGAAUAAGAUAAAAUUAAAUUAGAACGUGUACGAGAUAGUGUAAAACAUAAUAUAUUAAUUGAAGUUAUAUUUUCCAAGAGGGAUCUGAAAAAUGCAUAAACAUAAGUUGUAUUGAAUUAUGUGU